Messenger RNA from Trematosphaeria pertusa, 1969 nucleotides. RefSeq names its product general substrate transporter. The record is from RefSeq and is a predicted model, not a curated record. Lineage: Eukaryota; Fungi; Ascomycota; Dothideomycetes; Pleosporales; Trematosphaeriaceae. Gene Ontology annotation, cellular component: membrane. Gene Ontology annotation, molecular function: carbohydrate:proton symporter activity. The transcript has 8 exons. The coding region runs from base 118 to 1740 and encodes 540 amino acids. Gene Ontology annotation, biological process: carbohydrate transport; transmembrane transport.
AAAGGUCUCAGUAAGUAUAUUUAGGCUCGCCAGCUGCUACUCCUGUGCGUACUCACACAGCUUGGGUACUGGUUUUGAUGUGAUUUCCUUCGAGCUGCAGACUCUUCAGCAGCCACAAUGUUCGGAACCAUGCAGCUCUACUUUGGUAUGAAGGGACCGUGGCUCACCUUCUGGGUCACGGUCGCAUGCGCGACGGAUAUGACGCUUUUUGGAUAUGAUCAGGGAGUCUUCGGUGGAGUGAUAGUCACACCAGAUUUCCUCGACCAGCUCCAGCUUAAUGGCAAAGCGUCAUUGCUUUCAACCGUCACGGCCAUCUACGACAUCGGGUGCUUCUUUGGAGCCAUCUCCGUGUGCGUAAUUGGCGAACCGCUUGGUAGAAAGAAGACUAUCUUGCUCGGAACGACGAUUAUGAGCAUCGGUGCGAUAAUUCAGACUGCUUCGUACGGUGUUCCGGAGAUGAUCGUUGGGCGAAUUAUCGCCGGCAUUGGGAACGGUAUCAACACCUCGACUGCUCCUGUGUGGCAAGGCGAAACUUCGAAGGCGAGCUGGCGAGGCAAGCUGAUAGUCAUCGAAAUGAUUAUGAACAUCGCUGGGUUUUCGCUCUCCAACUGGGUGACCUAUGGGUUCUCGUUUGUCGGCGGUAGCGCUGCGUGGCGUGUUCCUCUAGCCUUCCAGUUCAUUUUCAUUUUUAUCCUCUAUGGAACCGUCCCAUGGCUGCCCGAAUCUCCUCGCUGGCUGAUCGCGAAAGGUCGGAUCGAUGAAGCCGACCAGAUCCUCGCUGACCUUGAAGCCACCGAAGUCGACGAUCCGUACGUCAUCACAGAGUCGAAAGACAUUCAGUGGGCGGUGCAGUAUGAGAGGGAAAACGCAGUCCGUUGGCGCGACUUGCUACGUGGUCGGACAGGGGGUCAAGGUGGCACGCAUACUAUUAGACGACUCUUGCUCGGAAUGGGAUCACAGGCAAUGCAGCAACUUUCCGGCAUCAACGUCACGUCCUAUUACCUCCCAACCGUCCUCAUUGAGUCAGUCGGGCUCUCAAACAACCUCGCACGACUCCUUGCGGCCUGUAAUUCGGUGUCAUAUCUUCUCUUCUCCUUGAUUGGUAUUCCCAACGUCGAACGCUGGGGCCGCCGAAAGAUGAUGAUGUACGCUGCAGCCGGACAGUGCUUCUGCUACAUCAUUAUCACUAUAUGCAUUCGCUACAACGAGCUCGAUUCUCUGUCAACUGCUACAAAGGAAAAGUGGGCUGAGGGGUCGAUCGCCUUCUUCUUUCUUUACUACGUCUUCUUUGGAAUUGGCUGGCAAGGUGUCCCUUGGCUCUAUCCGACUGAGAUCAACUCGCUGUCUAUGCGAACGAAAGGCGCAGCACUCGGGACCGCUACAAACUGGAUCUUCAAUUUCAUGGUGGUCGAGAUCACGCCUCCUGGAAUCCAGAAUUUGCAGUGGCGCUUCUACAUCAUUUGGAUCAUCUUCAACUUUACUUUUAUUCCAACAGUGUAUCUUUUCUAUCCCGAGACGGCCGGACGGUCCCUUGAAGAUAUCGACCGCUUCUUUGCUGGACAUGCUCCGCUCUUGGUCUUCAAGGAUAGGGAAGCAAUUGCGGAGAAGCGUCCGCAAAGAUUCGUGGAGCAUGAGAGGGAAGAAGUCAGGAGGAACAGCAGCAUCAUAUCGCAGCAUGUGGCUGCAGCGAACGCAGUCAAUCGCAACAAAGAAGCUAAGGAGUUUCAUGAGGAUGUCUAAAGCGGCAAGACGAAGCCUGGAGCGCCUCGGAGGCAUGGAUUGGUCGUCGAUGGGAAAUUGAGAAGGAGCGUGGACUCGGCUGGUCAGCGACCGCAGAAUACUUCGGCGUGUAUGUAUUACUAACAACCUUUCAGCAAUGAUUUGCAUCUCCAACGUUAGGGCAUGAAGGGAUGACAUCGUAGGCAUCAUCCGAUCACGUGUGAUCGCUAUUUAUGCAUAAGAGUCGAUG